Carassius carassius (crucian carp) is the source of this 507-nucleotide messenger RNA. Its product is annotated as gamma-secretase subunit PEN-2. Lineage: Eukaryota; Metazoa; Chordata; Actinopteri; Cypriniformes; Cyprinidae. The transcript is spliced from 4 exons. Gene Ontology annotation, cellular component: gamma-secretase complex. Bases 151 to 456 code for a protein of 101 amino acids. The record is from RefSeq and is a predicted model, not a curated record. Gene Ontology annotation, biological process: Notch receptor processing.
CUCCAUUACCCAUCAUGCACCGCCGUUGCAGUGACGUCAUACCUUAGUUUUCAUCAGGAAGCGGAACCAUAAAAGUUGUUUCCCCCUCGCCUUUGUUGUGUUGAAGCCUCAGUUUUCUCGCCUGAGCUCGGCUUACAAGGAAACUUCACAAUGAACCUCGAACGGAUGCCCAAUGAAGAGAAGCUUAGCCUCUGCAGGAGAUACUAUUUAGGUGGCUUUGCAUUCCUCCCCUUUCUGUGGCUGGUAAAUGUACUGUGGUUUUUUAAAGAGGCCUUUUUAAAACCUGCAUACACAGAACAGCAGCAGAUCAAAUCAUACAUAAAGAAGUCAGCUAUGGGGCUCAUAGUGUGGGUGGCUGUGCUGACCACGUGGAUCACCAUAUUCCAGCACUUCAGAGCACAGUGGGGUGAGGUGGGAGAUUACCUCUCCUUCACCAUUCCCCUCGGCACAUCCUGAUCAGAUCUGCUGCUUCACAAUACCUCUGUUUCUCUCUCUCUCUCUCUCUCU